This is a messenger RNA of Camellia sinensis, 1709 nucleotides long. Its product is annotated as beta-amyrin 28-monooxygenase. Gene Ontology annotation, biological process: sterol metabolic process. Gene Ontology annotation, molecular function: monooxygenase activity; iron ion binding; oxidoreductase activity, acting on paired donors, with incorporation or reduction of molecular oxygen. The record is from RefSeq and is a predicted model, not a curated record. NCBI's taxonomy places the organism in Eukaryota, Viridiplantae, Streptophyta, Magnoliopsida, Ericales, Theaceae.
UACAUUUUUCGCUCAUUCCUUACCCCCCACCACUUGCCAAUUAUGGAUCUCCCUGUCCUUUCUGCAUUGUCUCCCACAUUACUCUACACAUCGCUUUGUGUCAUCAUAAUCACCAUUCUAUUCCUCUUCUUCACCACCAAAUCUUCAAGUGAAAGUGCAAAUCUUCCACCAGGCAAAACAGGAUGGCCUAUUAUAGGAGAAACUCUAGAUCUCCUCCUGAUAGGCCGAAAGGGUCGCCCCGAAAAAUUUCUACACGACAGAAUGGAACGACACUGCCCGGACAUAUUCAGAACCUCCCUGUUUGGUGACAGUAAAAUGACCUUCUUUUGUGGCCCAAAAGCGCACAAGUUCUUGUUUGCCAACGAGAAUAAGCUAGUCGGGGCUUGGUGGCCAAAGUCUUUCAACAAAAUAUUCUUGUCGGAGGGUACUUCUCCUCUGAACUCUCUUGCUACCUCGUCUGCAUCCUUGCAAGUCGAGGAAUCAAAGAGAGUCCGGAACUUGGUUUCCGGGUUUUUGAAGCUGGAAGCGAUUCAGAAGCACAUACCGGUUAUGGAUGCUGUGGCGAAGCAGCAUAUAGAGAAUGAAUGGGCUCCAAAGGGGGAUAAAGUGGUGGUUAUUGAUAUGGCUAAGAAGUUUACUUUUGAGUUGGCUUGUCAACUUCUACUGAAUGUUACAGACUCUAAACAGGUGGCCAAAUUUGACAAUCGAUUUGGCAACGUGAUUGCUGGGAUGAUGUCUGUCCCUAUAGAUUUUCCAGGCACAAGUUUUAACAGAGCCAUUAAGGACGCGAAUCUGAUCCGCAAGGAGCUAUUGACGCUAAUAAAAGAGAGGAAAAUGGCUGUACAACAACACAACAAAGACUCGAUCAUCGUUCGAGACCUGCUGUCACACUUGAUCGUCACACCAGAUGAGGAUGGCAAGCUCAUGAAUGAUGUGGAAAUUGCUGACAAGAUCGUAGGCCAACUCAUUGCCGGCUAUGAAACUGCGUCUGUUACCAUUACUUUCAUCCUUAAGUAUCUUGCUGAGUAUCCCCAUUUCUACAAUGAAGUCUUCAAAGAACAAAUGGAGAUAGCAAAAUCAAAAGAACCAGGACAAUCGCUCAAUUGGAUGGACAUCCAAAAAAUGAGGUACACUUGGAAUGUAGCAUGUGAAGCAAUGAGGAUAGCACCACCUGCUCCACUAGCUUUCAAGGAGGCUUUAACCGACUUCACUUUUGCGGGUUUUACUAUUCCAAAAGGAUGGAAGACAUGUUGGAGUGUGCACUCAACUCACAAAAAUCCAGCAUUCUUUCCAAAUCCAGAUAAAUUUGAUCCAACAAGGUUUGAAGGAGAUGGACCGUUACCAUUUACUUUUGUACCGUUUGGAGGAGGACCUCGGAUGUGCCCUGGAAAAGAGUAUGCCCGAUUGGUUAUGCUUGCUUUUAUGCAUAAUCUGGUGAUAAGGUUCAAAUGGAGCAAGUUAAUCCCAAAUGAUAAAAUAAUAUUCAAACCAGUACCAUUUCCUGAAGGUGGCCUCCCAAUUCGCCUCCACCCUCAUAAAAAUUGAAGCCACAUUGCCACUUAGUAAAUAAUAUGGGUUCAGGUUGGUUAUGUAUUAGCUAAUUUCUUUGCGUGAAUGUUUGUUGGAUUUGUCUUAUUGUACUAUGCAGUAUGAAUCGUGAACCUGUUUCAGUAGCUUCAAUAAUGAAUUUUAUUAGCAAUUAUAGUUUA